Molecule: messenger RNA, 948 nt
Organism: Colletotrichum chrysophilum
Lineage: Eukaryota; Fungi; Ascomycota; Sordariomycetes; Glomerellales; Glomerellaceae
Exons: 3
Coding region: 1-948 (315 amino acids)
Biological process (GO): pectin catabolic process
Cellular component (GO): extracellular region
Molecular function (GO): pectate lyase activity
Source: RefSeq, a predicted model, not a curated record
AUGCAGCAAUACUACAUCCUUGCCCUCCUCCCGGCAGUCCUGGGCUGCUUGAACGCCGACACAAACUCGUGCGCCAGCUUCAUCAAGUCUCAGUCAGCCACCGCCUCUGCCUUCUGCGCCACCUUCACCAAGAGCACCGUCACCGCCACCACCGGCCUCCCCGCCUGGGCUACCAACUGCUCCAACAAGCCGUCCCAGAUCUCUGCGGAGUGCACCUGCAACUACAGCGGUGCUGGCGGCAGCUCGCCGACGACCACGCUCAAGACCACCACGACCGCUGGUAGCGGUGGUGCUAUCACUACGCCGGCUGGUGUGACGACAACUUUGCCUGCUUCCAAGGGCGCUACGUCCACCAGCAAGGCCAUCACUGUCUCGGCUGGACAGACUUACGAUGGUGGGAUGAAGAAGUUUGAUCGAAGCCCCCGUGUCUGCCAGGAGCAAACUGAGACCGGCGAAGCCGAUGCCAUGUUUGUCCUAGAGGCCGGAGCUACGCUCGCAAACGUCAUCAUUGGACCUGACCAAGCUGAAGGUGUCCACUGCAAGGGAACCUGCACCCUCAAGCAGUCCAGCGGAACCUCCUAUGUCAUCGGCGGCGGUGCCUUCAAGGCCUCCGACAAGAUUGUCCAGUUCAACGGCUUCGGAACCGUCAGCAUUUCGAAGUUCUACGCCAACGACUACGGCAAGGUUGUACGAAGCUGCGGUAACUGCAGUGGAAACGGCGGUGCCCGCCACAUCAUCAUUGACAACACGAUUGCUGUUAACGGCGGCGUGCUCUGUGGAAUCAACACCAACUACGGCGACACUUGCGUUGUGACCAACUCAUGCCAGGAUGACAACAAGAUCUGCGACAGAUACACAGGCAACAACUCUGGCGCUGAGCCUCCCAAGAUUGGCUCGGGCCCUGACGGCACCUACUGCAAGGCUUCGGGUACUACUACCGCUUGCUGA